Tachyglossus aculeatus (Australian echidna) is the source of this 4610-nucleotide messenger RNA. RefSeq names its product A-kinase anchor protein 17B-like. The transcript is spliced from 6 exons. The record is from RefSeq and is a predicted model, not a curated record. Gene Ontology annotation, molecular function: RNA binding. Lineage: Eukaryota; Metazoa; Chordata; Mammalia; Monotremata; Tachyglossidae. The coding region runs from base 158 to 3025 and encodes 955 amino acids.
GCCGCCCGGGGCCCCGGCGGGGCGGGGAGCGGCGGCCGUCGGGCCUGAUGAUGGACUUUCUUCUUGAGUUCAAAUGAGCAGUGGAUGGAAAGAAAUAAGAAGUCCUGGAUUCUCAAUUUCCUGCCCCAUAAUUUUUGGCAUGGGACAGUAGGACACCAUGACAAUUACCAUAGUAUAUGAUAACUCAGAAGCGAUGGAAUUGUGUGCUGCUCAGCACCUGUAUCUUAAACCAAUAGCUAAACUGACAAUCAACGUGAUGCUACCUGAAGAUACAGAACCUGCUCGAUCAUUUUCCAACUGGGAAGUUCUGGAUCAGUUGAAGAACCUGAUUUGUCCAGACCAGUUCACCACUGUUCGAGUUUCAAAGAGCACCAAGGACUUCAUCCGAUUCGAGGGAGAGGCAGAAACGAAAAGUUUGGUUCAGACCCUGAAGGCAAAACUACAUGGGAAGCUCAUCAAGCUGAAUGGCUUGAAGAAUGACUUGAAAGUGGUAGCUACUGAUGCACAAGUGGACUUUCCAUCUCAGCAAGAGUGGGAAUCUUUCCUGAGUAAAAACGAGGCAGAAACUGAUGAGCUUCCUGAGCACAGCCUUGCUGAGAGUCCAGAUUCCAUCUACUUUGAGGGGCUGCCUUGCAAGUGGUUUGCCCCUAAGGGGUCCAGUGGUGAAAAACCAUGUGAAGAUAUCCUCCGGGUGGUGUUUGAAAGCUUUGGGAAGAUAAAGAACAUCGACAUUCCUAUGCUUGAUCCCUACAGAGAAGAGAUGACUGGCGGAUCCUUUGGGAACUUCAGUUUUGGUGGUCUGCAGACUUUUGAAGCUUUUAUCCAAUACCAAGAGUAUACUGAUUUCGUAAAAGCAAUGGAAUCACUUAGAGGAAUGAAAUUGAUGCUUAAGGGGGAUGAUGGAAAAGCACUUGCUUGUAACAUUAAGGUUAUGUUUGACACGACCAAACACUUCAGUGAGGGAGCUAUAAAGAAGAGAAAUCUGGAAAGGUUAAAAUUGCAAGAACUGGAGCAAGAGAGGAAAAUAGAGAAGAAGAGAGAAGAGGAGGAGACAGAAAGGAAAAGAAAAGAUGAUGAGAAAAAAUCCCGAGAGAGGAAAAGAAAGGCCAAGCUCAAGAGGAAAGAACAAAAGCAGAAAGAAAGAGAAGAGAAACGCCUGAAAAAGCAUCAGAGAGCAAAAGCUGAGGAGCUAUGGCCGGGGACCGGGGAUGAGUGGGAGGAAAGGAAGUACCUGCUGGCUCAGAGGCGCGUGGAGGCCCUACGACUGCUGAGGGUGCUGCUGAGGAGAGUCACAGAAUUUGGACAGUUUAACAAACAGAAAGUGGAGAACACAUCCAUCGAAGCAAGAGAAGGCAGUGCUUCAGAGAGAGAGUUAAAAACUCUGGAGAAAGAACGGUCAAACCCUCAUCAACGUGAGCUGGAGGAGACCCGAAAAUGUCAGUGUACGAAGUCUGACAACACAUCAGUGUACAAGAAAGAGCAGGCUGACCUCCCUGCAUCCUCUUAUCACAUAGUGAAAACAUUUUUCAAUGAUGCAACUAAAGAGGGCUCUGGCCAAUUAUUAACCAGUCGACACAACCACAGUUAUGUCUCAGACUUGAAUUCCUUGCAGAUUACAAUUAAUCAAGAUUGCAAAAUCAUUCACUCCCUUAAAAGAAAGGACUGCCACGUUUUGGACAUUUCCCACUCGCCUAAAUUGCGUGAGGAAGGUUACUGCAGAAAAGAAAAAAUUUAUGAAACAGAAGAAUUUAUUCACUACUUGUUGAAUUACUAUCAGACUCCAAGAUAUCCUCGGAUAUGCAUAGACCCAAUGGACACCAUGAGCAGAUCUUGGUGGCAAAGGGCCGUCCUGGAUAAAGGAAAUGGAUUUCAAGUCAAUUUGAAGAAUCAAUUUCGGCAUCAUUUCACCAGAGUGAGAAUUGUACAAAACCUGGAGAAGGGAGACUGGACUCCAGAAGAUCAUUUCAGGUGGAAGAUUACCAUUAAAGAAUCUGAGCCAAAAUUGAGAGAGAAUGUCAAGCAGGGCAGUAUGAAAGGAUUUACUAAGGGGGUUAAAAUAGAUUGGACAGAUUCCCUUAGGGAAACUGUUAACGAAACAUCCUACGUUAAUGUGAAUAGCUACCCUUUCAGAAGUAUUCAAAGUGGCCAUGAUGAAGACUUCAGAUGCAUUAGGAAAAGAAACCUGUCCCCACCCUGCCAGCUAACAGGUUCAGCUUGUGAAUUAGAAGACUUACUAGAAGAGAUCAGUAGUGAUUCUGAGUGCUUCAAUGAAGCAUUUAGUGGUCCAGACAGAGGAACGGAAAGACGCUACACAGAGUGUGUUCGUUACCCCGAAGGGGCAAACUGCCUGAUGAAGGAAAGGGAGGGAUUCUGUAACUGUGCUGAAAAUGUGGCUUGUGAUCAGGGCAGUUGGUUCAGCCACUGUACCACAUGUGCAAAGUUGAAACCUGGUGGUUUGACAAAGCAUUGUAGACACAGGCUGUGUGAGUCAGGGAAGAGGUCUAAGAAUAAACAGAGAUGUCCAGGACCAGAAAGGUACACCAGUGAAAAUGAGGGCAAUCCCAGGAAAAAGCCCAAAAAGCCACCUACAGAAUAUUUUCCUGAUGAAGGAAGUUACUCCGAUUCAGACUCUAACAAUCCAUUCAAAUCUCUGAGAGAAAAAAAGAAACGCGGCCACACACUUAACCAGAAAGUGAAAUGUAAAGCCUUUCUGGAGCCAAGCUCCAAGAGUAGUGAUACCUGUCCUGUUCAGAGAUUUCCCCAAAGUACAAGAGGUCUGUGGAGAGCAAAGUACAAUAAAAAAGAUAUAGGGGAACUCAACAGAUAUGGGGAUUGGAAGGAUUAUUUGCUAACUUCUGGGUAUUGUCUAAAUAGCUUCAACAAGCAGGGGUUCUCUGGUGCUGAAACUUUCGAAAAAGGAGAUCCCAAUCCUUUCAAUCCAAAAUAUUUUGAUGACUGCUUAGCUCAGGAGUCCUCUUUUCAUGACGCCAAACGAAGUGCAAGGAAACUAAAAACUGAAAAGUAAUUUUUAUUAUUUUAUGUAUUUCAUAAUUAGAGUGUAAGCAUCACCUUUAAAGCAAAUGUUACACUCCAUAUGGUUUGCCUUUUUGCUCAAACAUAGCAGGCAUCAUGAUGCCCACAGGUGCUUUGGUAAGUCUUGGACAGACUAAAUGUGCAGUUCUAAAGAGCUAUAGAACAGUAUGCUUACAGCCCUUCUUGUUCCCAGAAUGUACAGUACUGCAAUGCAGUUGGCUCCAGAGAGUGCAUUUUAAUAGAGGGGUUUGAGGGCACCUUCCUCUGCAGGUCCUCCACAUUAUCACUUCACGAUUCAUUUUUUAAAAGCCCUGUUAAAAAUGGAUGAGGCUCUUUUCCCGUGUUCUCUGAUCUCCCUAACAACCUUGUUUCCCUCUCCCAGGCAAAAAAAGAAGUGAGGGAAAUAGAGGCCUCUCAGUUUCUUACUGAAGUAAAAAAAGAGAUGCUUAAUUGUCUCAGAGGAAAUUAUGGUUUAGCAAUUCCUGAACUGUAUCAGAGUGGUUGUUGUAAAAUGCGAGAAAGGUCAUUACCCUGCAAAAAAACCCCAAAAGUUAAUGUCAGUUGAACUUUAAAGCAGACAGUAAUGAUAGGAGUUGCAAUGAAAUUAUCAGACGGAAGUGUAGGGGGGAAAAAAAAUGUGUAUGACUGAUCCAGAAAAUGAAUGCAGAGGCUCUAGGUUAGUUGGGUGGAUUAAAGUUAUUUGGCAGCCACCAUAAACUGGGCCAAGUGAGAGAAUAGCUGUUUGUUUUCAGUAGCUCAGCUAGUGCUGGGAAAUCAAUAGGUAAAAUCACCUCCCCAAAUCAUAGUUCAGCAGAAAAGUAGCAAGAGUGCCCACAAUUAUAAUGCUUUGAUGUGUUUGGAAAACUGAGAAAGGCCUGUGUCUGUCUUGGGAGUGGGAAAAAUAAAAAUGGGUAGGUUUUCAUUUAAUGAGGUCUUCUGAAUUUCUAAAUGCAGAACACAAGUGUUUUUACCUUUUUAUAGGCUUCCUGAAAUUAGCAAAUAGGAAGCCAAUAUCCAAACUCUCGACCUGAAUUUUGUGUGGUGACACUUCCUGAAAAAGUGACUGCUUUAUUCAUGCAUUCCCUGAUUUUUGAUUCCAAGGAGGAUAGACAGUAUUUUUAACAAGUUAUAGCUGGCCUCUACCUGGAUAAUUUAAAGGAAGCUUCAUCAGAUUAGAACCUACUCAUAGAACAUGAUUACUUUAAUGCUAAUGGAAAUUUUAAAGGUUUUUUGCAACAUAAUGCAUUUUGCAUCUGACCACAUUUGAUUGUUGUUGUUUUUUUAAUGGAGCCUGUUGAAUGAGUUUUCUGGUGCCAUAUAACUAUUUCUUCUUUACAACCUCAGUUUAAAGCUCUUGCUAGACUCCUAAAUUGGAUCUACAGGUUGGAAGAUUGAUUCAGAAAUGUAUAGUACUGUAACUGGUCUGAACUAGAACCAUACAAAUGACAGUUUCAGAUUUUUUUAAUGCUUUAUUACAUGUCAAAAUAACAAAAUGAAUGUAUGUAGCAGUAUGUUUUACUUAAUGUACCAUACAUGCUUGUAACCUCUACUCUAAUAAAGUGGUAAUCAAGAAACAA